AUGGCAUCCGAAAUGCAAAACGUGAAUCCCACAGUCAUCAACGCCGCCGACCUGCCCACUCGCCAAAGAAAUCAAUCGACGCAGCUGGAUAAUCGCCACCAGGAGUAUGAGGGCACAGUCUUCUUCAAGGACCUCGCACUGCCCGAAUUAACAGAUCCGUUUGCUCUCCAUUCUUCCUAUACAAGCAGCAUUUCCUCAGAGUCCGAGAGCGAAGAAGAUGGCGACGAUAAUACCUUUGAGGAGCCUAUUGACGAGCAAGAAAUAUAUGACCUAAUUGCAACAAUAUCUGACCCCGAGCACCCUAUAUCCCUCGGCUCGCUCGCCGUCGUCUCCCUACCCGACAUAUCCAUUACGCCUUCCCUGCCCCAGAACCCGAACUCGUUACUCCGCACCGUCACCGUGCUCAUCACCCCGACCAUCACGCACUGCAGUCUGGCCACCGUGAUCGGCCUGGGUGUUCGAGUGCGCCUCGAGCAGUCCCUGCCGUCCCGCUUCCGUGUCGAUGUGCGCAUCAAGCAGGGAACUCAUAGUACCGCGGAGGAAGUGAAUAAGCAGUUGGCGGAUAAGGAGAGGGUGGCUGCGGCAUUGGAGAAUGGGACGCUUAUGGGUGUUAUUGGGAAGAUGUUGGAGACUUGUACUUGA
This is a messenger RNA of Talaromyces atroroseus, 642 nucleotides long. RefSeq lists its product as hypothetical. The coding region runs from base 1 to 642 and encodes 213 amino acids. Lineage: Eukaryota; Fungi; Ascomycota; Eurotiomycetes; Eurotiales; Trichocomaceae. The record is from RefSeq and is a predicted model, not a curated record. Gene Ontology annotation, biological process: iron-sulfur cluster assembly. The transcript has 2 exons.